AUGUCUGAUGAUACGAGUGUACGCGUUGCCGUACGAAUAAGGCCUCAAGUAGCACGUGAAGUAAUUGACAUGUGUAGAAUUUGUACUCAAGUACCUCUUGGAGAACCCCAAGUCUUUCUUGGACCUGACAAGGCCUUUACAUAUGAUUAUGUUUUUGAUACUGGUAUAGGACAAAGCACAAUUUAUGAAACAUGUGUUGCUCGUUUAGUAGAAGGUGCAUUAGAUGGAUAUAAUGCAACUGUCCUUGCAUAUGGACAAACUGGCUCUGGAAAAACAUAUACUAUGGGUACUGGAUUUGAUGUAGAAGUUGAUGAAACUAUAGUUGGAAUUAUUCCAAGAGCUAUUAAACAUUUAUUCGAUGGUAUCAUAGAAAAACAACAUAAUGCUAGAGAGCGUGCACAAAUGCCUCCAGAAUUUAAGGUUACUGCACAAUUUUUAGAGUUAUAUAAUGAGGAUUUGAAAGAUUUAUUAGGACCUGGUGGACCUAGAGGUGGUGCUCGUAUUCAUGAAGAUCCCUCAGGCAAUAUUCAUUUAGCUGGAGUGGAACCACGAAUUGUUACUAGUCCAGAAGAAGCAUUAGAGUAUUUAAGAUUAGGAGCGUUAUCACGUACAACUGGAUCAACCCAAAUGAAUACCCAAUCAUCAAGAUCACAUGCAAUAUUUACCCUGUAUAUAAAACAACAAAGAUAUAUAAAAAUUGAAGAUCCUGAUGCUGAUGUUGAUACAAGUGGUUCUGAACCUACCAGUGAAUUUGAAACUUUAACUGCAAAAUUUCAUUUUGUAGAUUUAGCUGGAUCAGAAAGACUGAAAAGAACUGGUGCUACAGGAGAUAGAGCAAAAGAGGGGAUAUCCAUAAAUUGUGGAUUGUUGGCAUUAGGUAAUGUAAUUUCUGCUCUUGGUGAUAAAACAAAAAGAGCUUUACAUGUACCAUAUAGAGAUUCAAAACUGACUAGAUUACUUCAAGAUUCACUAGGAGGUAAUAGUCAAACAGUUAUGAUAGCAUGUGUUUCACCAAGUGAUAGAGAUUUUAUGGAAACUUUGAGUACUCUGAAAUAUGCAAACAGAGCAAGAAAUAUAAAGAAUAAAGUUACAAUUAAUCAGGAUAAGAGUUCAAGAACAAUUGCUUCUCUCAGAAGAGAAAUACAACAGCUUCAAUUAGAAUUAAUGGAAUAUAGACAAGGUAAAAGAGUUGUCGGAGAAGAUGGUAUAAAUGAUGCUUGGCAUGAAAAUCAAAUGUUAAAUAGUGAAUUACAAAGCCUUCGUACUAGAGUUAAAGCUCUUUCAGAAACAGUUGAAGCAUUGACAGCAAAAAAUGUUCUUCUACAAGCAGAAAAAGCUGCUGGUCAAUGGGUAUCAUCAACUGGUGAAAAUCCUGAAGUGACAAGUUUAAUACAAGGAUAUUUGCAAGAAAUAGAAGAGUUAAGAGCUCGUCUUUUGGAAGCUGAAGCUAUGUAUCAACAACUGAAGAAACGACAAAUACAGGUUAAUGCAGCAAAUCCUUAUGGUGAUUCGGGAUAUAUAUUUCAUAGUGAUUCUACAUCAAUAUUAAAUGAUGCUAAAAAAGAAUUACAAAAAGAAAUUGAAACAUUAACUGCAUUGAAAGAACAACAUGCACAUACUAUUAAUAUUGCUGGUAAAACAGGGGAUGAAGCAGAAGGUGAUGAUAUAGAAAUGACUCAGGAUUCUGUUAGUGAAGAUGAUUCUGAUGAUGAUUCUGAUAGAAAAGAAGAAGAUGAAGAAGAGGCAGCUAUGGGUCGGGAAUUGGAAGCCUUAACAUCAGAUAUUGACGUAAAACAACGAUUAAUACAAGAACUUGAACUUUCUCAACGACGUUUACAAACUAUGAAACAACAUUAUGAAGAUAAACUUGCUCAAUUACAAGCUCGAAUCAGAGAUACUCAGGAAGAAAGAGAUAAGGUAUUACAAUCAUUACAGCAGCAACCAACACCACCAACAGAAAAAGUAAAAAAAUUACGUGAUGAAUAUGAAAAGAAACUUUCUGCUAUGCAAAAAGAAGUACGACUUUUGCAAUCUGCAAAGAAAGAACAUGCGAGAUUACUCAAAAGUCAAUCUCAAAAUGAAAACAGAUUAAGAGGUCUUCGAAAUGAAUUAGCCGAAAUGAAACGAGCAAAAGUAAAACUUUUGAAUAAAAUGCGUGAAGAAGCACAGAAACAUAAAGAAAAUGAAUUGAGACGUAAUAGAGAAAUAGCACAAUUACGUAAAGAAAGCAGAAAGAAUGCAAAUAUGAUUCGGACACUUGAAGCUGAUAAAAGAAUGAAAGAAGUAGUACUUAGACGUAAACAAGAAGAAGUAUCUGCAUUAAGAAAGCGAGACAGAGGGCUAAGUCAAAAAGCAGCGGGUAGAGCACCACCUAAAUUAAUCAAUCCAAAAGCAUUAAAACAAAGAUGGCAAACAUUUGAAAGAACUAUUGCCAAGCAAGCAUUAGCUAAACAAGCAGCAGCAGAAACAGAGAGAGAAAUGGAAAGACUUCUACAAGAACGAGAAGAAUUAGGCAGAGAACUUGAAAAGCUUCAAAAACAUAGAAAUACUAUUGCAAAUUCAAGAGGAGAUACAACCGAUAUAGACGAAGAAAUUGAUAAUGUGAAGAGUAAAAUUAGUUACUUACAGGAUAGUAUUUCCGAAUGUCAACGCGAUAUGAUGGAAAUGGGAGAUGCAGAAGGUGAAGGAGAACCUGGUGUUGAAGCUCUUAUAUCAACAAUUCAGUCAGUAGAUGAAGCUCAAUAUUUAUUACAAAGAAUGUUAGCAUUUACUGUUGAGCAAAGUUGCGUAGCUGCUCAAAAGCAGCUUGAAGUUCGGGAUAUGGAAUCAAGAUUAAAUCAAGUUGCACAAGAAAGUGAUGUGCAACAUCAAUUAUUAGAACAUGUGUUACGAGAUAGAGAUCUUUUAUCUCUUACGAAUAAUCAUCAUAACACAAUGAAUUAUAGUCCUCCUAGUUCACGGAGUUCAUCACCAGAUAAUGAAAAUUACAGUCAAGUUAUAAUUGGAGAGGAAAAACAGCGCAAUAAUAAAGUUCGACGAAGAACUACACAACCUCAAGAACUUCUUUAUGGAGUACAAGCUAAUCCAGAUAAUUUAAGAACUGAAGAACAAAGUCAAAGUCAUAACCAUCCACUUACAAGAGUACCUAGUGCGCCUGGUAGUUUAAAAGGAUUGGUCUUAACUAGAAGUCAUGGUAACAUAACUGGUGGAUCUCCAACUUUAAGUCGACGUGAUAGUACAUCACCAAGACCGUUGCGACGACCACUUCAUCCUGGUGGAGGCUCUAUGGAACAGGUAGCACAUACAGAUGUGUCAUCACCUCCUGGAUCUCCAACUACAUACCGACGAUUCAAUAGUCGAGAAGAAAACGUUUUCUCCAGAUUGACUGCAAGUCGACAACCAACAUCAACAGAUCCACAACCUAUAAAAGGAAUUAUUUCUCAAUAUCAAGGCAAGACACAACCACGUGCAAUCUUGCAAUGUACUCAUGUAGCUGAAGGACAUAGUAAAGCAGUUCUGACUAUAUGUGCAACUUCAGAUUUACUUUUCAGUGGUUCAAAAGAUCGAACUGUAAAAGUAUGGGACUUAGGAACGGGAAUUGAAAAUCUUACAUUAAGUGGUCAUCCAAAUAACGUCGUUGCAGUGAAAUAUUCACCAAUUCAUAAUUUAUUAUUCAGUGUUUCUUCUGCUUAUGUAAAGGUCUGGGAUUUACGAACUGGCAAUAAUUGUGUGAAAACUUUAUUUUCCUCUGGUCAAGUUCAAAGUGGACCAAUUGCAUUAUCAACUCCAUCUAGAAUGCUUCAAGUUCCUGUUGGUGAAACAACUAUCAAUGAUCUGGUUCUCAGUAUAGAUGAACAAGAAUUAUAUACUGCAUCUAGUGAUAAAGUCAGAGUAUGGGAUCUUCGUAAAUUAACACAUAUUGGAAGAUUAAGUACACCACAUACGGCAGCAGUAAUGUGCUUAGCUGUCGCAGAUGAUGGUAGAGUGAUAACAGGCAGCAAAGAUCAUUUAAUAUCUCUUGUUGAAGCAAAUGCAUCCGGACAAUCAGUCAGUUUAGCACCACCACAUUAUGAUGGCGUUCAAUGUUUAACAACAUGCGAUUUAACAUUAUUUUCUGGUUCAAGAGAUAUGUGUAUUAAACGAUGGGAUCUAAGUAGAAUGGAACUAGUACAGUCAUUGAAUAAUGCUCAUAAAGAUUGGAUCUUGGGUUUAUGUAUGAUUAAUAAUGGAUCUAUAAUGAUAUCAGGAUGCCGAGGAGGAGUUUUAAAGGCAUGGUCUAUACCAAAGGAUCAAGCAGAAUGUAUUCCAAUAGGAGAAGUUAAAGCACAUAGUACUGCUAUCAAUGCUGUAAUAACUAAUCAGCAACAUGUUUUUACUGCAAGCAACUCUGGAGAGGUGAAGCUGUGGCGUAUUCCUGAUUCCUCCUUUUCCAUGUCUAUUUCCACAGUUUCCCUUUAACUUAUUUUUUUAUUUUGUUGCAUAAUAUUUUUUUGCAUUUAUAAAUUGUUAAUGUGGUAAUGUGCAUGCUUGUCCAAACACAUUUUGCUAUUUUUUAAAAAUGUGCGGACAUGUUUAUUAUAAACACAUGCCAUUAAUUUCAUUGGCUAAUAUUUAUACAUUUAUAGUAUUUUCGAAAUAAUGUUCAAUAUAAUGAAAGGAUAUGAAAUUAUGAAAUCAUAAUAACUUUAUUUUUUGCUUUAAAUGCUUUGAUAUGUGAUUAUAUAUUCGAAUGUAAUUCAAUGCGCCUUAAAUUUCGAAUUAUUUAUUGAUGUUAUUAUACAUUAGAUUUAUUGAGUAUAAUAAUAAUUUUUUUUUAAGAUUCAUAUUUCUUGAUUAAUCCGCAUUUGUAUUUAUCAAAGCUAUGUACCAGUAUUGCUUUUUGAAAAUGUUUGUGCAAAUUUUUAGUGAAAAUUUAUCACUAAUAGCGUGAGUGCUGUUAUGAAUGUAUUCUAUGUAAAACAUUUGAAUGAAUGUAGUAAAAAAUAAUACUUUGUUAUAAUCAUUAACUUGUAAGUUGAUGAAUAUAAAAAUUUAAUUUAAUUUUUUAUUACUUUGCUUCUAUGUUGUUUACACUCCAAUUUGGUGCUUUGCAUGGUCACCAACGUGAAGUGACGGAACGGUGAGGCUAUGGAGCUACUAUAAGAGAGAUGCAAGAACUUUCCAGAGAAGCAACUCAUUAAAAAGCUAAUAUAUACACUUAUUGAAAGUGUUAUAUUUAUUUUGUAUAAUACAAAAAACUACAUGUUUU
Apis mellifera (honey bee) is the source of this 5248-nucleotide messenger RNA. It is a transcript of the gene Klp31E, whose product is annotated as kinesin 4A. The transcript has 16 exons. Lineage: Eukaryota; Metazoa; Arthropoda; Insecta; Hymenoptera; Apidae. Gene Ontology annotation, biological process: mitotic spindle organization; microtubule-based movement. Gene Ontology annotation, molecular function: microtubule motor activity; microtubule binding; ATP binding. The coding region runs from base 1 to 4458 and encodes 1485 amino acids. The record is from RefSeq and is a predicted model, not a curated record.